AUGACCUGUUAUCCGCUAGCUCAGGCUGCCGUUUAUCACUGUUAUCGAAGUGAUGAUGAAGUGGUGGCUAAAAUUGGUCGUUAUGGCUACGGUUAUACACUGAACAUAGCCAUUGUGCAGGAUGUUUUUACCUAUGGAUCGCGUAAUGUUACGAUGCUUAAGAGGCUGAAACGUUGGAUGUUGCUGUUGGUAAUAGCGAUAUUUGCGCCUUGUCUAUGUUGUUAUCUGCCAGCCAAAGGGAUAUAUCGUUGUUUUGGACCACGAGGUGGACGCCAUACACCAUCUAGGCAAUAUUCGUGA
This is a messenger RNA of Enterobius vermicularis (human pinworm), 300 nucleotides long. Lineage: Eukaryota; Metazoa; Nematoda; Chromadorea; Rhabditida; Oxyuridae. The record is from the annotation of a GenBank genome assembly.